Haliotis rubra (blacklip abalone) is the source of this 2179-nucleotide messenger RNA. Its product is annotated as myogenesis-regulating glycosidase-like. The coding region runs from base 1117 to 2112 and encodes 331 amino acids. The transcript is spliced from 3 exons. NCBI's taxonomy places the organism in Eukaryota, Metazoa, Mollusca, Gastropoda, Lepetellida, Haliotidae. The record is from RefSeq and is a predicted model, not a curated record. Gene Ontology annotation, biological process: carbohydrate metabolic process. Gene Ontology annotation, molecular function: hydrolase activity, hydrolyzing O-glycosyl compounds.
GUAAAUUGUAGGUGGAAACUGUUAGCUUGGUCAACAGAUAUAUCGACUACAGUUGGUUCAAACUGAAAGGGUAAACUCUCAGAGAAAGGUGCUGUUGGCAUUCAUGAUGGUCUUCACUGAACAUCCCAGCAUUCUUUUUGUCCUUGUGUCCUCAUUAGCAGCAGGUGCUUGGGGAACGGGCCACGAGACCUCACCUGCAACCAAGGGCGAGAUAUUUGAAUCAACUUGGUCUGAUGUCCACAAUCGAAUGUUUCAUAUUGGGAAAAUUACAGUUGACGUUGGAAAAGAGUCCACAAUACUGAAGAUUAAGGACAAAGACGGACGCUAUUUACUGAAAGGCAAUCUCGGGAUGCAUUCUGUCAACAAGCUGGUCCAUCAGAGUAAUGACAGCACAUAUUUGAUUUUCAAAGAACCCGGGUUGUCAGAUCUGAAGGUUAAGCAUUACCAAUAUCACGACAACGACUGCAUUGAUGUGUCAUGGCGUGCCCUAUCCUGUGUAACUGAGACUUUUACUGACUGUUUCCCCUUUGGGGACGCACACUGGUAUGGCGGACCGGAACUCCGGCUCCAGCGAUGGCCACUGGAGAAAGUCCAGCAUGACAUGGCUCCCUAUAUAGCUCAGGACACCCUCGCCACUGGUGAUUAUGGACCUGUCCAAGAGAGAAUCUUCUUCUCGUCAAAAGGAAUAGGGAUCCAUAUUGACGAAGAUGUGCCUUUGUUCGUCAGUAUUAACGCAACUGGUGAUAACAUGUUCUGCUUUCAGUCAAAGUUGGACAACUACUUCUAUUUAAACAGAAACAAUUCCUUGCCAUGGCUUAAUUACACGAUAUGCACAGCAUCUGAUGUAAAGAGUAUAUAUAGAGUGAUGGCAGACAGAUACAUUCAGAAACCCUCAGCAACGGUUAAUCCUGAUCUGUUCAGAAAGCCUAUAUGGUCUACAUGGGCCGAGUAUAAGCUCAGAUCAACCAAUCUGAGGUUGUAGCAUUUGUAAGUAACAUCAAGAAAAAUAACCUGUCAAUAUCUCAGGUUGAAAUUGAUGACGACUGGACGGUGAGGUAUGGUGAUUUAGAGUUUAAUGAAACAUCGUUCCCUGAUCCCAAGAAUCUUGUGGACAUUAUGCAUAGGCAAAACAUUUCUGUGACAUUGUGGAUCCAUCCUUUCAUUAAUAUCGACGCCAAGGCAUUUCCUUAUCUGGCAAGCAAAGGAUGGAUGAUUCAAGAUGUGUCUGGAGCAAGACCUGCACUGACGUCUUGGUGGAAUGGACCGAUGGCUGGACACAUCGACUUCAGCAAUCCUGAUGCGGCGCAGUGGUUUCUGGACGAACUUAACACACUCAAGACAACAUAUGGGAUUGAUUCUUUCAAAUUUGAUGCAGGCGAUGUAAACUAUUUGCCACCAGUAUUCAGAUCACACCAGGACUUUGUCAAUCGGAACCAUCUGACACGACUGUACGCUACUGUUGCCCAGCAGAGUGACAAAAGUCACAGAAUAGAGGUUCGAACAGGUGCAAGAACUCAAAACCUUCCUGUCAUGGUAAGAAUGUUGGACAAACUUUCAACGUGGACUCUGGAUGAUGGGUUGAGGUCAAUAGUCACGACAGGUUUGGUGUUUGGUAUAAUCGGGUAUCCAUACGUGCUGCCUGAUUUAAUUGGUGGAAAUAGCUACCACAAUACCCUUGACCCUGAAUUAUUUAUUCGCUGGAUACAAGCCAAUGCCCUCAUGCCUAUGAUGCAGUUCUCACUCGCUCCAUGGAAGGCCGAUAAUGCAACUGUUUUGAAAGUAGCUCAAGAUAUGGUGCAACUCCAUGAGAAGUACGCCGACAAAAUGGUUGGUCUGGCCAACGACUCAGUCACCACAGGGUACCCCAUCAUGAGACCCCUAUGGUGGAUAGCGCCGACUGAUGAGACAGCCCUGACCGUGGAUGAUCAGUUUCUCAUCGGGGACGACCUCCUUGUUGCACCCGUCUUGGAACAACGGGCCACAACCAGGAGAAUAUAUUUACCAGCCGGUAGAUGGCGUGACGAACUCAAAGGAAAAAUAGUGGAUGGUGGUAUAUGGAUCGAUUAUCCUGUAAGUCUGCAGGACCUUCCGUACUUUACAAAAGUAGAGUAGAAUCGUUGGAUGAUUUUGUUCUGGCUUUGUAAUGAUCACGAAGGAAUUAAAUUCUGUUUGAUUAUUA